This is a messenger RNA of Camellia sinensis, 1510 nucleotides long. The record is from RefSeq and is a predicted model, not a curated record. NCBI's taxonomy places the organism in Eukaryota, Viridiplantae, Streptophyta, Magnoliopsida, Ericales, Theaceae.
AUGACCAUCUCUACCAGCGGCGCCCACGUCCUAGUGUUCCCUUAUCCUGCGCCCGGGCAUAUGAUGCCCCUCCUGGACCUAACCAACCAACUGGCCACACGUGGACUUACCAUCACCAUACUGGUCACACCUAAAAACCUCUCUAUCCUGAACCCACUUCUCUCCAAACACCCUUCUAUCAAAACCCUAGUCUUGCCUUUUCCUGCGCACCCCUCACUUCCCACCGGCGCAGAGAACGUCAAAGACCUCCCUCCCAUAGCCUUCCCUGCUAUCAUGCGCUCUAUGCACCAACUCUUCACCCCCAUCCUACAUUGGUUCCAAAACCACCCUUCUCCGCCGGUGGCCAUCCUCUCCGACAUGUUCCUGUGGUGGACCCACCAGCUUGCGUGUCAGCUCGGGAUUCGCCGAUUCAUGUUCUCAUCUUCAGGUGCAAUGGCCAUGACAAUCAUUUAUUCGCUGCGUCGAUACCCACCGGAGAAUGAUGAUCUGAACGAUCCUAACCGUCUGAUCUCUCUAUCGAGAAUUCCGAACUCCCCGAUUUACCCUUGGUGGCAGCUUCGUUUUCUGUAUAGUACUCGCUACGUGGAGGGAGACCCAAUUUCGGAAUUCUUGAAAGAUGGUGUUCUUGCUAACAUGGCGAGUUCUGGACUCGUGUUUAACUCGUUCAGUGAGUUGGAACGAGUUUAUUUCGACCACGUGAUGGAGGAAGCGGGCCAUGGUCGGGUGUGGGCAGUGGGGCCGUUACAACCUACUGAGGAUGAUUCAUCAGCAAAAAGAUCUGGGUCGAGACCGGAAUUGGCCAGUGAUAUAUCAUCUUGGCUUGACACGUGUGAAGAUCGCACGGUGGUGUACGUGUGUUUUGGAAGUCAAGCUGUGUUGAACAACAAUCAAAUGGAAGAAAUUGCAUCUGGGUUGGAGAAAAGUGGAGCUAAGUUUUUAUGGUGUGUCAAGGAGGCCCCAAAGGGACACGUGGAGGGAGAUUACGGCGUGAUACCACUAGGUUUCGAAGAUCGUGUGAUUGGGAGAGGGUUGAUCGUAAAAGAUUGGGCCCCGCAGGUGAUGAUACUGAGACAUCGAGCUAUCGGGUCGUUUUUGACUCACUGUGGUUGGAACUCGAUUCUUGAGGGGCUCGUUGCCGGGGUGCCAAUGCUAGCAUGGCCAAUGGAGGGUGAACAAUUUUUGAAUGCCACUCUAUUGGUGGAUGAGCUAAAGGUUGCAAUUAGGGUUUGUGAGGGUGCACAAACGGUUCCGAACUCGGAUGAGUUGGCUCGAGUUGUGGCUGAGUCCGUGAGCAUGCAAGAGAUUGAGAACAUACGAGUUGGAAAGCUACGCAGGGCAACAUUAGAUGCCAUAAAAGAAGGUGGAAGUUCUUGUGAGGACUUGGAUAAGUUGGUCAUGCAUAUUUCAGAAGGGGCAACUUAAAUAUAAGAGGGAGGACUUGAAACAUUAAAAAAAUAAUUUUAUUGUUUCUUAUUGAUUGAUUAAUGAUAGAAAAGAAGGAAUGAAGGAA